Poecilia latipinna (sailfin molly) is the source of this 4328-nucleotide messenger RNA. RefSeq names its product ataxin-1-like. Gene Ontology annotation, cellular component: nucleus. Gene Ontology annotation, biological process: regulation of DNA-templated transcription; anatomical structure development. Gene Ontology annotation, molecular function: RNA binding; protein binding. The annotation marks the transcript as partial. The transcript has a single exon. The record is from RefSeq and is a predicted model, not a curated record. NCBI's taxonomy places the organism in Eukaryota, Metazoa, Chordata, Actinopteri, Cyprinodontiformes, Poeciliidae.
GGAAAAGAGUACGAAGCCUGUAAAAAGCUUUGUGAAUUUAUUUCAAAGGGCAACUUUAAACAUUUAAACGUUUGUUGCAAUGAAACUCAAAAUGCUCCCACAUUGAGUCCUCGGUUUGCCUCCCAGGUGCAGCAGGUCGUUGGCCGCCUGGCUACCUCGAGUCAAGGUGUCGGCGGGGUGCGGAAGGAGGUCUCGUUUGCCCCCUUGAAUCUCUCUCAGGGGGUCCAAAGAACCAGAGACGUCCACGGGGAGAGCCCGGCUGUCUCCAGCAGGGCUGUGCAUUCGGCGCAGCCGCUGAGUUACGUUGAACACAAAGUCGGCGGUCUCCAGCAGCAGCCGGGUCACGCCGUCAUGCUGACCAACGGGCAGCCGGUGCUCGUUCCUCUCGACUAUCACCUGCAGCAUCAGUCCCAGCCGCAGCAACACUACCCAGGACAGGCGAGCGACGCCGCAAAGGCCUCCAUUAACCCAAGCUUUAAAACCUCUGAGUCUCCAGGCAGAGCCGGCCUCCCUGAGAAGGUGGAGCCGACCACAGCUAAGCAGCAGCAGCAUCAUCAUCAUCAGCAGCAGCAGCAGCCGCAGCCUUCUCUACAGCCAUCAGUCCACUCUGCAGCAGAGCUAACUCAGGCUUCGGGUGUCCCGGCGGCGGUGGCGGCGGCGCCUGGCAGUAACCCGUCACAUUUCAUGAAGGGGGCGAUUAUCCAGCUGGCCACCGGGGAGCUGAAGCGUGUGGAGGAUCUGCAAACUCAGGAUUUUGUGCGAAGCGCAGAGGUCAGCGGAGGGCUCAAGAUCGACUCCAGCAUGGUGAUGGACAUCCGGUCCAGCCAGCAGAGACCGGGUCUGGUGUCUCUGCAUUUCACGGUGGGGGAGCAGCAGAGCAAGGUGACCAUCGACGUCCCGCCAGAGCACCCGUUCUUCGUGUUCGGCCAGGGCUGGUCGUCGUGCAGCCCCGAGCGCACGGCCCAGCUGUACGGCCUGACCUGCCACCUCCUGCAGGUGGGGGACAUGUGCGUGUCCAUCACGCUGCAGCAGCAGCAGCUUCAGCCGCAGCUGCAGAAGCAACCGCAGCAUCACAACUCACAGCAGCAGCAGAACGUGUCGAGAACUUUAGGCAAAAGCAGCGCGGCGUCGGGACCUGGUCACCAGCUCAUGGGGCCUCCCGCACCCCAACAGCUGCGGCCGCAGGCUCACUUCAGGAUGGAUCGCGUCCACAGAGAGCGGCAGCAGCGGGACGGCGAGGGCGGCGUGCUGGAAAAGGAUGAAGCACAUUUAGCGGUUGUUGGACACACUGAAUCCCCCGUCCGGCGAAGUCGGACCUCCACGGAGCAUCCCAGGAGUCAGAGCAGCUACCACUUGCACACAGAGGGCUCUGCUUUCGCCGGGACCGGCAUGACCGCCAUGCAGGCCGCGCUCGGCGCCUCUCAGAGGCGCUGGUCGUCGCCCGGCCUCCAAAGAUACAGCAUGAAGGGAGACGAAGGGCAACGCCCUCAGAUAAUCGCCUCUGGCCACACGAGGCCUUCUUUCAUCCCGCAGGAGGUGAAACUGUCCAUCGAGGGGCGCUCUAACGCAGGGAAGUAGCAUCACAUUUGGUAGCAACCGUAGGAGAGACUGCCAGGAGCGAGAACGAGUCUGACAAGGAGAGAAAGAGGAAAAAAACAGUGUGAAUGUAGCCUCAGAAUGUUUGAGAUUUUGCACACCUAAAAGUAUACAAAGACACAUGAUUUUGUUGAUCUUCUUGAGAAGUUUUGCUUCGAUGUUACUCAGCCACGAAAAACAGAAACCUUCGGUUUCCCAGCCUGCUGAGGUCUGACAGGAAAAUGGAAAGCUAAGUAGAACGUAUGUAGCUUAUAAACGCCUGCCAUAGUCCUUACACACUGCUUUUCUCUUCCUCGCUCCCUCCUUCGUCUCCACCUCCUUGUACCCACGCCUGGACGUUUUCACAAAUAAACACUUUGGCUUUACCUUCCUACUAAAACUCUCAAUGGGAAACACAACAGUGUGUGCAGCCUCAAAGCACAGCUACCAACUCUGAUGUUAAAAAUCACAGCCAGCGAUCUUUAGAUGUCAACACUCCUAAAAAAUUUUUUUAUCUCUUUAUAUCUAUAUUUAUAAAGCAUUUACCCCCCCAAAAAAGUGGAGCCACUGACAUCAGCAGGGCCUGUGAUGUCGUCGAUUAAAACCUUCUCUGCUGUCAGCUGGAAAUCUCUCUCUCUCGAAGUCAUUAAUUUUCAGCAAGUCAGUCUCCAAAGAUAGAUGCAAGAUUCUGUUUCAGGCCAAAAACGGCGGCUCUCGCACGUCUUACAAUCGAGCAGUUCACCAAUCAAUUUCCUGUUCCUUGAUUUAGCGCCCUUGUGGCAGGAACUGAAACGAUGCCUUUCUCCUCUCUGAAACAACAAAGUUUUGCAUUCCAGUGCGAUUGUGUCAUUUAGAGUGUGUUUCUUUUUCCCCGCUUCCCUCUGAACCUCACAGCUUUUCUCGACCAGGUUGGUGAACUUCGGUGCAUUUUAAUUUAAUUACUGCAGGAGGCGCCGGCUGCUUCUCACCAAAGCCUUGAGAGAAACAUCCACCUGUUGCAUCUUGCAGUUUGCCCUGAAAGGGGAAUAUGUGAGUGUGAGUGAGGCAGUGUUGAAGCUCGAGUCUGUCUUUUCUCAGUUCCUUUAAAGAAAGCAAUAGUUUCUUUUUUUUUUUUUUGUCGUUUUGUUUUUUCCCCCAAGCUUUUGGCUGUCCUGGGAAUUUCAUUGUCUGGUCCUCUUCCAGAGGUGAUGCACCAUUUUGAUCUAUUGUUAAUUCAGACAACAUUUAAGCUAAAUUAUUGGCUCAUUAAUUUUCCAAAAUGCAUCUUCGGGGGGCUCUAGAUUAACAGAUUGGUUGUGUAUUAUUUUCUUAUGUCUUCUGUCACCCAUUGUGUUCAUUCAGUCCAUCCUGAGUAGGAAUCUGUGCUUUCUUCAUGUUUUUAUCUCGUUAAUUGAAGGGAAUUUGUUUGAAGUGUUGUUGGAGUUUUGUGGUAAGCGAAGAAGAAAAGAAACAAACAACUGACUUGUAUUUUUUUUUUUUAACUGUUUACAAAUUAGCCGAGAUGAAUGCUGCAGUCUCUUCCUUCUGACGUAUUUCUAUCUUGAAAAAUCAAAAGUGCAAUUAGAUCAUACAUAAAUUCAUCCAGAGGUUUCCAAUCAGACGACAUUCCUCAUGCAGACAUUCCCAUCGGAAAAGCGACACAUUUAAUAGUUUCUGGUCCUUUUUAUGAAACUUGAAUACAGCGCGAUCAUUCACUUUAAAGCGUUUUCUUUUUGCCUGAAAGCUUUAGGUAAUUUUCUCUUGCACACACAGAGCUACUGCUUUUACUAGUCCAUAUUGGCUGUAUGGCUUUUCCUUCUUGACCUUAAACCACUUUAAAGAAGUAGUUGCAGUAAAGCAUAAUAUAGCAUGAGGUUCAAGAAUGGACAAUUUGAACCCUUUUGGUAUUAAAAAACUGAAUUUUUUUGGAUGAUACUGAAGUGUAAACCAAUUCCUGAAUGGAUUUCUAUACGGAAGGCAUUUCCGUACUGCCAUGAUGGACAGAGAGGGUUUAGUGUUUCCUACCAUCCAGCACCCAACACGCGUUUGUCAAAGCGUAAGCAAUAUUCAUUCAUCAUGAGUCGACAACUUUCUGUAGUCUUGGUGUUUUCUAUGCAGUAAUCUCAGUACAACGUCCAGGAUCGUCUUCAGUGUAGUCAGCUGAAGCAGCAGCAGCGGCUCUGCUUGUUGGAUGCAGUCGUUUGAAACGUUUCUUUCGCUGAUGUCUGGGUUUAGUAUUUUUGACUGACCUACUUUAUAGGAAUUAAAAGCAGUGUUUUUGGUUUACCUCUUUGUGUUUUCUUGGUGUUGUUGUUUUUUGUGGCCAGCAGUUGUCAGCUCUCUGAAUCCCGAGUGAAACCGUUUUCAUCUUCCUUCUUUGAAGCCACGCAUUUAAAGCCAAAUCACGCGAGACGCCCCACUCGGUCCGUUUGUCCGGUGAGGUCACAGUUUAGUGGGGCUUAUUGUCUGGUGUAAAGCAGUGCCACUUAUGGUUUAAAGCCCCAAGCAAGGCCAUCCUGUGCUGACGCUUUCCUCUCUGUUUUCAUCCAUCGCUUUGAGUGGCCUGUGCCAUUUUAAAGAUUAAUCCUCCAUCACUGAUGGUCCGUUGUUGUAUAAAAUUGCACUAAAUGUCGUCCUUCAGUGUUCUCAAAUGAAAUCUGUUGGUAAACUGAAGACUUUCCAAUUGUAAAGCACACAAAAUCGUGGAGAAAUCGCAGGUUUUGUGUUUCUGUAGAUAGGUGUAUUUGUUUUUUCUUGUGUAGAUAGCUUCGAUC